AAGGCGCCGCGACGCCCUCUCGGCCGCGUCGGCGCCGAGCGCGUUCGGGAGAACAGGCCCUCCGGGCGCCUGACCUGGGCCCCGCCCCGGGGGCGGCCCUGCCGCCUGGGAAGGGAUGCGGAGAAGUCGCCUCCCUGUCCUCCCCUCCGUAGAGCCGGACCCAGGACGCGCCGCAGCCGGAACGUCCGGGGGUCAUGCAGCCUCCGGGUCCCUUGAGAAGGAAGCACAGCGUGGCCCCGAAUUAACGCGUGACUCAAGGACAGCCCCAAACCCAACUUCUGGGAGCUACUCCGAGGAGGGGAUCGUCGAGGGUGGCUGCCAGUCACGGGACAGGUGCCAGUGAUUGGAUUGAGGUUCUGCACCUGCUAACCCUGAUCCCGCCGGACCCUGGAGACUUGCUCUGGAAUUCUUGCCUGGAGCUCUGGUGCCAGCUGAACAUGUGUGUCUGAAAUGCCUGCUCAGCGUAGCGGGAGUCUCUGGGCAGCCCGGCCCUGUCCCUGAGGUUGGAUCAUGAAGGUGCCGGGGAGGAGCCGCUUCUGGAUGUGGCUUCCGUUCCUGCAGCUGCUGGUGAGCAGCGAGCAGCCCGAGGGCAUGGCGGGGCCCGCUGGCGAGCGGCCCCGAGGCCGGGGGGCGGCUGUCCCACAGAGGAGGCCCUGGGUUCUGGACGGCUGCAGGAGGCUCUCCGGGCUCCUGCGCCAGAAGGCCGCGGUUCUGAACAAGCUGGAGGACGCGAUCAGAGCUGUGGAGAGGGACGCCAGCCUCUCGGACCAAGAGAAGAUGUUCCAGGUGCACACGCUUGAGAUUUUCCAGAAGGAGCUGAAUGAAAGCGAGAACUCAGUCUUCCAGGCUGUCCACGGCCUCCAGAGGGCGCUGCAGGGCGACUACAGGGACGUGGCCAACAUGAGGGAGAGCAGCCGGCAGCGCCUGGAGGCCCUGCGCGAGGCGGCCAUCAAGGAGGAGACAGAAUAUGUGGAACUUCUGGCAGCAGAAAAACAUCAAGUUGAAGCCCUUAAAAACAUGCAGCAUCGAAACAAGAGUCUGUCUAUGCUGGACGAGAUCCUCGAGGACGUGCGGAGGGCGGCAGACCGUCUGGAGCUGGAGAUUGAGGAGCACGCCUUCGACGACAAUAAGGCGGUCAAAGGGGUCAAUUUUGAGGCGGUCCUGCGGGUGGAGGAGGAGGAGGCCGACUCUCAGCAGAACCUCAGCAGGCGGGAGGUGGAGGAGGACCUGGGCCUGAGCAUGCUCAUCGACUCCCAGAACAACCAGUAUAUCCUGACGCGGCCCCGGGACGCCACCAUCCCGCGGGCUGACCACCACCUCAUAAAGGACAUCGUCAGCAUCGUGAUGCUCUCCCUGCCCUGUGGCUGGCUCUGCACCACCAUCGGGCUGCCCACCAUGUUCGGCUACAUCAUCUGCGGCGUGCUGCUGGGGCCCUCCGGACUCAACAGUAUCAAGUCGAUUGUGCAGGUGGAGACAUUAGGGGAGUUUGGUGUGUUCUUCACUCUGUUCCUCGUUGGCUUAGAGUUUUCCCCAGAGAAGCUAAGAAAGGUGUGGAAGAUCUCCCUGCAGGGGCCCUGCUACAUGACUCUGCUCAUGGUGGCCUUCGGCUUGGUCUGGGGCCACCUUCUGCAGAUCAGACCCACCCAGAGCGUCUUUAUCUCUACCUGCCUGUCCUUGUCGAGCACACCUCUGGUGUCCAAGUUCCUCGUGGGCAGCUCCCGCAGUGACAAGGAAGGCGACAUCGACUAUGGGGCGCUGCUGCUGGGGAUGCUGGUGACUCAGGAUGUGCAGCUGGGGCUGUUCAUCGCCAUCCUACCCACGCUCAUCCAGGCGGGAGCCGGUGCUCAUGCCAGCGUUGCCAUGGAGGCCCUGCGGCUCCUGGCCCUGGUCGGGCAAGUCGUCUUCUCGCUCGCUGCUGUUCUGCUCGUCUGUCUGCUGGUGAGGACCUACCUCGUGGGGCCUUACUGCCGGAAGCUGCACGCAGAGAGCAAAGGGAACAAGGAGAUCCUGGUCCUGGGCAUCUCCGCCUUCACCUUCCUCAUGCUGACGGUCACCGAGCUGUUGGAUGUGUCCAUGGAGCUGGGCUGCUUCCUGGCUGGAGCCCUGGUGUCCUCGCAGGGCCAUGCGGUCGCUGAGGAGGUCGUGUCCUACGUGGAGCCCGUCCGAGACUUCCUGGCCAUCGUGUUCUUUGCGUCCAUAGGCCUUCACGUGUUCCCCACCUUCGUGCUCUACGAGCUCACUGUCCUGCUGGUCCUCACGCUCGCAGUGGUGGUCAUGAAGUUCGUCCUGGCAGCCCUGGUCCUGUCCCUGCUCCUGCCCAAGACAAGCCAGUAUGUCAAGUGGAUCGUGGCCGCCGGGCUGGCCCAGGUCAGCGAGUUCGCACUGGUCCUGGGGAGCCGGGCACGCAGAGCCCGAGUCAUCUCCCGGGAGGUGUACCUGCUCAUCCUGAGCGUGACCACGCUCAGCCUCCUCCUCGCUCCGCUGCUCUGGCGCGCUGCCGUCGCCCGGUGCGCGCCCCGGCCGGAGAGGCGGUCCAGCCUCUGAGGACCGCGGCCAGGCGACCGGCGGAGCUGUCACCGCUCCCGGACCUGCUGUGCCCGCACUGGAGAGUCUGGGGAGGCCGCGUCCGUGUAACGCUGCCUUGGCGGUUGUGCCUGGAUGUGCCUUUUCUCCUGAAAUUACCGUUAACUUCCUGUUCUUACUCCAUCACUUUGCGUGUUUUUUUGGUAAAGAAAAAAUUAAGGAGGCUUUUUUAUUUAUUGUACAACUUUUUGUUGUAAUCUGUUGGUUGGUACUUUAUUAAUGUUUCUGUGAUGUGAGCUUUUAAUUCUGACAGUUCGGAAAGUUACUUUUACUUAAAGUCUGUGUUUUCUAGAGACAAAGGUCUUUUAAAUGUGUGUUUGCUUUUUAUUACAAUUUUAAAACACUUUCAUGUCAAUUUUUAUUAGGAAUACCAUUCCUUUAAAGUAUUUGGUUUUGAAUCAUGAGAAUAUGCAUUCUUAAUAAAGAUCUUUAUGACCAAAAUAUAA
This is a messenger RNA of Cervus elaphus (red deer), 3029 nucleotides long. RefSeq names its product transmembrane and coiled-coil domains 3 (gene SLC9D1). Gene Ontology annotation, molecular function: potassium:proton antiporter activity. Gene Ontology annotation, biological process: potassium ion transmembrane transport; proton transmembrane transport. Gene Ontology annotation, cellular component: membrane. Lineage: Eukaryota; Metazoa; Chordata; Mammalia; Artiodactyla; Cervidae. The coding region runs from base 511 to 2544 and encodes 677 amino acids. The record is from RefSeq and is a predicted model, not a curated record. The transcript is spliced from 15 exons.